This is a messenger RNA of Sabethes cyaneus, 5433 nucleotides long. RefSeq lists its product as uncharacterized. Gene Ontology annotation, molecular function: nucleic acid binding; zinc ion binding. Bases 1 to 5433 code for a protein of 1810 amino acids. The transcript has a single exon. Gene Ontology annotation, biological process: DNA integration. NCBI's taxonomy places the organism in Eukaryota, Metazoa, Arthropoda, Insecta, Diptera, Culicidae. The record is from RefSeq and is a predicted model, not a curated record.
AUGGCCAGUAAUGAGCUGCGGAAAUUACUAAAGCAAGAACGCCAGAUUCGGAGCAUCAUGGAUGCCAUGAAAGAGUUUCGGCAGAAUUACAACGAAGUUCGCGAUAAAAGUUCAUUGCUAAUUCGAAUUAAAAAACUGGACGAUGUGUAUGAGCUGUUUUGUGAAGUGCGCAUGCAAAUCGAAUUGAUUAUUGAGGAUACGGAUGGAAGUGAAGAAUUCGUUGACCCAGAUGAAACUGUGGAUGCUCAAGCCCGCAAAAUGGCGGCAAAUAAGCACAAAAGAGACAUGGACAAUACGCAGAUUCUGAAAGAAUUCAUCAGUGAAUAUUUUGUGCUAAAGCAAUCAUUGGAAGACUUAUUGUGCCCUUCGAUGUUGAAUCCCGCUGCUGGUCCUGCGCCGUCUAUCAGCCAGCAACAUUCUUCUGUGUCGAUGAGGCGGGUAAAGUUGCCAGAAUUGAAGCUGCCUACGUUCAGUGGAACUUUACGUGACUGGAUCACAUUUCGUGAUACAUUCAAGAAUCUUAUCACUGAUAACGCUCAUUUGUCGGAGAUUGACAAAUUCACAUACCUCCGAUCAUCCUUGUCUGGAGAGGCUUUGCAAGAAAUUGGAUCGAUUGAACUCACAUCGGAUAAUUAUUCGAUAGCAUGGAGCCAGCUUGAAUCGCGGUACGAGAAUAAAAAGCUCUUGGUGAAAUCGCAUCUUGAUGCGCUGCUUUCGGUAGACCAAAUGAAAAGGGAAACGUUCGAGUCUCUCAAUCACCUGCUCAACGAGUUUGAAAAACACUUGCAAAUAUUAGGCAAACUUGGAGAGGAAACCGCGAAUUGGAGCACUAUUUUGGCACACAUCCUGGCUAGUAAAUUAGAUGCCGCAACGUUGCGCCUUUGGGAAACCGAACAUCGAUCUCGAGAGGUCCCGACGUACACUAAAAUGUUUCAGUUCCUGAAAAAUCACUGCAUUGUUCUGCAAUCGGUUAUGCCAAAGAGUUGUCAUCCAUCCGAUUCUAAAAGGUCACAACGGUCGUUCAGCAGCUAUGCAGGAACACAAGUUGCUUGUCCUUUCUGUAGUGACGAAAAGCACUUUGGUUCACAAUGUAAGAAGUUUAGAUCGAUGAAAGUGGAAGAGAGGAGGAAUGCAGUGAAAAAUAAUCGAUUGUGCUUCAACUGUUUAUCCAGAGGUCAUGGGUCAAAAUCCUGUUCGCGAGGUUCCUGCCGAGUAUGCGGACAACGACACCACACGAUGCUGCACCUAAGCUCAAAUCAGACUGAUAACACAUCUCCUGUUUCACAACCGACGCGACCGCAACCGACUCUAGGGAACCCACACACGACACAGACACCAACAACCUCACGACCACAGACCCAAGCACACACUCAAACUCACCAGCAGGUACCUAAUCAAAAUACACAAAACGCACUUUCAUUUCCAAGUUCAAGAACUCAUGCCCAGACGCCACCCACCACAGACACAACCACAAACCACAAUAUUGUCCUCUCUGCCAACGAAACCAAGGCAUCACGAUCGGUAUUACUUGCUACUGCACUCGUGAUACUUGAAGAUCAUUUUGGAAACUCUAUCCUAGCUAGAGCUCUGCUUGAUAGCGGAUCUCAGCUGUGCUUCAUGUCAGAAAACAUCUCUCAACGGCUGAAAUUUAAACGGUCCAAGGAAACGCUUUCUAUCAGUGGAAUUGGACAAACCACGAAGAAAUGCAAGCAAUCUGUCGUGGCUCGCAUUCGUUCCCGUGUAUCCUGCUUUGCUGAGAAGGAAACAUUUUACGUCAUCCCACAAGUAACACAGAAUUUGCCACUCGCAAGAAUAGACACAAAUGAUCUCAAUAUUCCGGCCGAUAUAGCACUUGCAGAUCCCCAUUUCUUCGAGCCAGGCUCAAUAGAUUUAAUCGUUGGGGCAGAACUUUUCUACGACGUGCUUUCGGCUGAUAAAUUUAAGCUAGGAGAUAAUGGUCCUACUCUGCAAAAUAGUGCCUUUGGGUGGAUUGUUUGCGGUCGUGUUUUGAAUUGCACAAGCCAUCAACCAGUUGUUGCCAGCGCGUGUGGUGACCAUUUGGACAACUUGAUAACGAGAUUUUGGGAACUAGAGACGUGUCGCUCCACUAGCACCCUUUCAAUAGAAGAAGAAGCCUGCGAGACGUGGUUUGAUCGUACAACUAUCAGAGACACUCGUGGGAGAUUCAUCGUAACAUUGCCAAAGAAGGAUCACCUUAUAUCUCGCCUCGGAGACUCGAAAAAUACUGCACUCAAACGGUUUCUCGCACUGGAAAGGCGGCUGGCUGGCAACGAUAAAAUUAAACAAAUGUACAUCCAGUUUGUCGAAGAAUACUUGCGCUUGGGCCACAUGAGAGAAGUCACUGAGGAUAUAGAAUCAUCGGCUCAACAGUAUUAUAUACCACAUCACUGUGUACUCAAACCGGAAAGUUCGUCAACAAAACUGCGGGUUGUUUUCGAUGCGUCGUGCUCUACUACCAGCGGAAUUUCCCUCAAUGAUGCCUUAAUGGUUGGUCCCACAGUUCAAGAUGAUCUGCUCUCGAUCGUCAUGCGCUUUAGGCUCCAUCGAUUUGCUAUAGUCGCGGACAUUGAAAAAAUGUACCGCAUGGUCCAUGUUCAGCAGCGUGAUUGGCAAUUCCAGCGUAUUUUCUGGAGAAGCAAUCCUAACGAGUUCAUUCGCAUCUUUGAGCUUAAAACGGUUACGUAUGGCACAGCAUCUGCCCCAUAUUUGGCGACAAAAUGUUUGAAACGACUGGCAGAGCUCGACGGUGGAACAUUUCCGGAUGCUGCGAAGGUAUUAGCGGAAGAUUUCUAUGUGGAUGAUAUGAUGUCGGGCGUAGACAGCAUCGAGGAAGGUGUGCAGCUGUGCGCUGAGAUACAGAGACUGCUAAGCGGCGGCGGAUUUACGCUCAGAAAAUGGAGCUCGAAUUGCCCCGCAGUCCUCGAGCGUAUACCUGAAGACUGCAAGGACGAGCGGACUUGCUUUGAAUUAGACGACUCAAGUGCGACAGUGAAAACUCUUGGACUUAUUUGGGAACCGAGAUCGGACUGUUUCAAAUUCAAGGUUCCUGCCUGGAACCCAUCUGAUAUUUGUAAACGAGUUGUGGUUUCGGAUUUGGCACGAGUGUUCGAUCCGCUUGGACUAGUUAGCCCUAUAAUUGUCGCAGCGAAAAUUUUCGUCCAGUCUCUCUGGCAACAGAAAGUCACUUGGGACGAUAUACUCGCUACAAACUUGCAGUCGUUUUGGAUCGAGUUUCGACGUAGCUUAGAUCGCCUAGAAGAUUUAAGAGUUCCGAGAUGGCUAGCGUUCGGCAAGGACUGUCGUUCCAUACAGCUACACGGUUUCUGUGACGCCUCUGAAAAGGCCUACGGGGCAUGUAUUUACUUACGGUGUACACAUUUCGAUGGUAGUGUCACAUCGCGCCUGAUUGCUGCAAAAUCAAGAGUGGCGCCGAUAGAGGACGUGAAAGGGCGAAAGAAGAAACUGUCGGUCCCUAGGUUGGAGUUGUCCUCUGCGCUGGUACUUGCUCAUCUACACGAGAAGGUCAUAAAGAGUUUAAAAUUAACAGUGCGAAGGUGGUUAACGGCAGACUCUGAAAUUGUUCGGUACUGGCUAGCAUCGAGUCCAUCACGCUGGCAAAUGUUUGUAGCAAACAGAGUGUCAGAAAUCCAACACUCAACACGUGAAGGGAAGUGGAACCAUGUUCCGGGUACAGAGAACCCGGCUGAUAUCCUAUCGCGUGGCACUGUUGCAGAACAAUUACUAGAGAAUCAACUUUGGUGGAAUGGACCAUCGUGGCUUGUACAGGAUGAAAGCACAUGGCCAAUGGCAGAUGAUGUACCACUAACAAACUUCGAUACCCGUUUCCUGGAAGAAAACACUGCCAUAUCGGUUGUAGCCAACAUGGCUCCACCGAAUGAAAUUUUCAGUCUGCGGUCGUCUCUCAUGGACUUAGUAAAACUCACUGCUUGGUUACUCAGGUUCAUACAUAAUAGUCGCCAAAAGAACCACAGCGAUAGGCGGCAAGGAGCUCUAAUGUUCGCCGAACGGGAAGCCGCACUUAUUCAGCUCGUGAAACUUGCUCAGCGGGAGCGGUUUGAUCAGGACAUCAAAGAAUUACUGCGGAAAAAUCAAGUGAAAUCAUCGUCUCGUCUCAAUUCUCUCUGUCCGCGGCUACUGGAUGGAGUAAUGCGUGUCGGCGGCCGGCUCGCGAAUGCACAAAUCUCGUCAGGAAGAAAGCAUCCAAUUAUUCUGGAUAAGGAUCAUCCACUAACUACUCUUGUCAUGCUCCAUUACCACCAUAAAAUGCUUCAUGCUGGCCAACAACUGCUUAUUGCUAGCGUUCGAGAUCGGUUUUGGCCUAUUGGUGUUUGUAGUCUCGCUCGUCAAACUAUUCACCGUUGUGUUACCUGUUUUAGGAACAAGCCAACCGUUCAUGAACAAUUAAUGGCAGACCUGCCUUCAGAGCGUGUUACGCCAGCGCCACCCUUCCUGAGAGUCGGGGUCGAUUAUUGCGGACCGUUUCAGGUUGUGUAUCCAAACCGAAGAGCAGUCCCGGUAAAAUACUAUGCCGCGAUUUUCGUUUGCCUAGUGACCAAAUCGGUUCACAUUGAGACUGCUGCAGAUCUGACGACGGCAGCAUUCUUGGCGGCUUUCAGAAGGUUUGUUGCAAGGCGCGGCAAGCCGUCAGUUGUCAUGUGCGACAACGGUUGUAACUUCGUUGGGGCUAGACGUGAACUAGACGAACUUCGCCGAGUGUUUCUCGCUCAGCAGUCACAGCAGACAAUCGUAUCAGAAGCAGCCGAUGAAGGAAUCGAGUUUAAGUUCAUCCCAGCUAAAUCCCCAAAUUUCGGGGGCCUCUGGGAGGCCGCGGUGAAAUCGAUGAAGCAGCACCUUAGAAGAGCAAUCGGAACGAAAACUCUAACACCAGACGAACUACAGACGGUACUUGUUCAGAUUGAGGCCUGCUUAAACUCAAGGCCUCUCACACCUUUGAGUAACGACCCGGGAGACUUCGAAGCUCUAACGCCAGGGCAUUUUUUAAGUCAACGCCCACUAACCGCAAUUCCAGAACCAUCACUACAGGAAGUUCCCGAGAAUAGGCUAUCUCGGUGGCAACGUACGCAGGAUUUUCUGCAACGAAUAUGGCGAAAAUGGUCUACACAAUAUCUGUCCGACCUCCACAAUCGAACCAAGUGGACGAGACAGCGAAACAACUUGUUCGUCGGCACAAUGGUCCUGGUCAAGGAAGACAAUCUUCCUCCACUCAAAUGGGCUCUAGGUCGAGUAACACAUGUGACUAAAGGCGCUGAUGGAAACAUCCGGGUGGUCACAGUUAAGACCAAAGAUGGCAGUUAUACUAGGGCAAUCAGCAAGAUUUGCGUUUUGCCCAUCCGUGACAACGAUCAAAUUAAUGCAGAAGGGAAGAAUUGA